AUGGAUCUUCUUUCUGAAGGAAAUAUUACAUUCACCAUUGCUCUUCUGAAAAAGCUUUGUGAAGAAAAACCACGAAAUGUGUUGUUUUCUCCCCCAAGCAUCUUAUUUACCCUGAACAUGAUCCUCUUGGGAACAAGGAGAGAAACAGCAGAACAGAUAGCACAGUUACUUUCUUUACAUAGAAGUGAAGAUCCUUUGUUGGGAUUCCGGUCACUUAUUACUGAAAUGAAUAAAUCAUCCACCUGGUAUCUGCUUCAAACUACCAACAAGCUCUUUGGAGAAAACAAUCGAAAUUUCCUCACAUCCUUUAGGGAUGCCUGUUUCGCAUUCUGCAAUUCAGUGAUGGAAGAUGUUUGUUUUUCUCUAGAGGCAGAGGGUAUCAGGAAAAAAAUAAAUGCAUGGGUAGCAGAGAAGACUGAAGGUAACAUUUUAGAGGCACUACCUGAUGGUCUUGUUGAUCCACUUAGCCUGCUGGUAUUUGUGAAUGCCAUCAACUUUCAAGCAACCUGGGAGAGGGCAUUCGAUCCAAGGCACACACAUACUGAUAUUUUAAAAGUCAAUGAGCAUGAAAGAACAAUAUUUCAGAUUAUGAAGAAGAAAGAGGAAUUUCUGACAUCUCCUUUAGAAGAGCUGGAUGGACAGGUCUUCAUCUUUCCCUAUCGCGGACUGGAAUUGACCAUGAUCCUUGUGUUUUCUUCUGAUACUGACCUAACCAAGUUGGAAAAGGGGCUUACCUAUGAAAGAUUUGUAACCUGGACAAAGCCAGAAGCAUUGGCCUUGAUGGAAAAUCAUGACAAGACAUUUUUACUUCCCAAAAUCAAGAUAGAAGAGACUUGUGACUUGGAGCAUGUCCUCGACAGUUUGGGCAUGUCAGAUGCAUUCGAUAAGCACAGGGCUGACUUUUCUGGAAUGUUCAUGCUCAAACCUUUGUAUUUAUCCAAAGUUUUGCAUACAUCUUACCUAGAGAUCAAUGAAGAAGGCAUAAAGGCAUCUGCUGCUACUAUAGCAGCAGAGAUACCAGCAGCUCCAAAAAGUGAUGAAGGACUGAAGGCUAAUGGUUUUUUUCUUUUUUUUAUCUGGAGCUAUAAAACCAAAAGUAUCCUGUUCUGUGGCAGAAUUUCCUCUCCAUAAAGAGAUACAGUCACUUUCCCCAGAGUAUUUCCCUUCUGUUAAUUCCC
Molecule: messenger RNA, 1178 nt
Organism: Dromiciops gliroides (monito del monte)
Lineage: Eukaryota; Metazoa; Chordata; Mammalia; Microbiotheria; Microbiotheriidae
Product: serpin B6-like
Exons: 6
Coding region: 1-1131 (376 amino acids)
Biological process (GO): negative regulation of endopeptidase activity
Cellular component (GO): cytoplasm
Molecular function (GO): serine-type endopeptidase inhibitor activity
Source: RefSeq, a predicted model, not a curated record